AAUGUGUUCAAGAGGCAUAUUUUAAUUAAAAUUCCUUCAAAUAUUUUAUUGUGAUUAUGGAGGAAGCUCUGCAAAAAUAAGACUUUUCUUGCCAACUUUGAUUGAGCAUCCUUUAUUGAAUUAACCUAAAAUAAACCUUCAAAUGUAUAUGAAGAGAAACUCUCAUCCUUAUUUAAAUGGAAUAUAUGUAAAUGGAUAUUAGAAAUAAAUAUCAUUAAAAGAUUUAGAAGAUGAUCAAUAAAUAUUAGAUAGAAUUGCUUUAUUGAGAAAUUCAUGUAUAAAUUUUAAAAGAAUAUAAAAUAGUUGGCUCAUAAAGUUUAAGACAUGCUGGAAGAAAAGUGACAACACUAACGCCAUCAAUAUAAGGUGGUUGGAAUGAGAAUUUAUUUAAGACUAAUAUUUAUCCAAGACAUUAAAUGGAAAUAGCUAGGACAUAUCCAGCUGUUGAAGCUCCAGAUGCUAGAAUUAUUCCAAGGGAUAAACCAAUAGAUGUUUAUAAGAAAUAAGCUGAUCCAUAUUAAUUAAUCUAAAAGCCAAGAUUAGGAGUUAAGAAAGCAUCAAAUAUUUGAUAAUAAUAUU
This is a messenger RNA of Paramecium sonneborni, 579 nucleotides long. The record is from the annotation of a GenBank genome assembly. Lineage: Eukaryota; Ciliophora; Oligohymenophorea; Peniculida; Parameciidae.